Lasiosphaeria miniovina is the source of this 762-nucleotide messenger RNA. RefSeq lists its product as uncharacterized. The transcript has 5 exons. The record is from RefSeq and is a predicted model, not a curated record. The coding region runs from base 1 to 762 and encodes 253 amino acids. NCBI's taxonomy places the organism in Eukaryota, Fungi, Ascomycota, Sordariomycetes, Sordariales, Lasiosphaeriaceae.
AUGAAGCUAAAAUCGAUCGUUACCUGGACCAAGAGAACUCAUGAUAUCAUCGAGCUGAGACAUCUGGCAGAACUGGAGUUGAAAAAGACCGCCAGGUACGCCCUCGGUGAUUUCUGGUUUCAAGGCCACAGGUGUGACGCGUGCAUCAACGACCUGAAGAACGAGCAGACGAUGCAGAUUGGGCUUCACAUCAACAAGCUCGAGUACCAAAUCGGAUACAAUACUGCACUCGUACGCGAAGUUAUUAAGGAGAUGUGCAAGUUCUUUGACGAGGAGUACGAGAAGAGGCUCGCCUCGUUAAUGGCGUCGUCAUUAAGCGCCAAGAACACCUGGGAGCAGGCUUUUGCACAAAUAUCGCCAACACAGCCAUUACAGGAGCGGGAAGAUCUGAUACGCGGCCGCGACAUGAGAAUCUACAUCAACUACGACGCUUUCAACGCGCAAAUGAUCAGGAUAGCGGAAGACGCCGAAAGAUUUGCUUUGGCCAAGAUUAAGUUGUUGCACACUAGCGACCAACGGGUUCUGCGGGAGGAGAUCGAAGAAAUUGAGGGAAGAUACAACAGGACAAGCCCCACAAACGCCAGCCCCGACGACAAGAACAUCGUGAACAACAACGCUGAUGGAAAUGGGAACAGGUCUGGCACAGAAGAUCUCUACCCUAGGGUUGCUGAUCGCUAUGGCUUUUACGACUACCUUGCCCAGGGCGAGGUACUUGUCCAGUAUUCCCUGGCCUUCCUGGCGCCGAAUUUCCUCAUUUCAUAG